CUCUGCCCCUUCUUUCUCGCUGUUGCUGAAGCUGCCCUAGAUCGAGCUUCCAUUGUCUGAGAAUUCAUCAUCGUCUUCCUUCCUUGUACCCGAAUCGAUAAGAUUAUUAUCUCUUCACUGACAACUUCUCAGGAUUCCAUUUCUUUAAUCCGUUUUCUCUUUGGUUUUUUUUCCUGCUAUUGCCUGGUUAGUAUUGCUCAGCACUUUAGAGCUCUUUUUCUAUUUUAGAAGACUCAUCAUGCCAAAGGAGAGAAGAGAUCGUUCUGCAUCUCAUGAUAGGUAUAGAGCAUCUCCAUUCAGUUGCAGCUCCAGUCGUUCUAGACGAUCUUCACCUAAACUGCCCUUGGGAGGUGAGGAUAAUUUGAGAGAGUGGGAAGAAGUUAGAUGCCCUGUCUGCAUGGAACAUCCUCAUAAUGCAGUUCUUCUCAUAUGUUCAUCCCAUGAAAAGGGUUGCCGUCCUUACAUGUGUGAUACUAGUCGUCGCCACUCAAAUUGCCUAGAUCAAUUCUGCAAGUUGUUUUCAGAAACUUCAACAGUGAUUCCAGUGCAGGCAGACGUGGAGCUCCCAACAGUAAACUCUUCACCAACAUUGGAAUCUGAGCCCGUGGUUGAUGAUACGCCAGAUGGACAAAGUGAGGGGAUUGAACUUGAUGUGCACCCUUCAUCUUGUGAGAAUCAGAUGCAGCCAAAGCUGGUAUGCCCUUUGUGCCGUGGGAAGAUAAAAAAGUGGGUCGUUGAUGAGCAUGCUCGUCAGUUCAUGAAUGCAAAAUCAAGAAGUUGUUCCUGUGAGACAUGUAGCUUCAGUGGAACCUAUACAGAUCUUCGGAAGCAUGCAAGGAAGGAGCAUCCUCUUGUGCGUCCAUCAGAAGUAGACCCCGAACGGCAGCAUAAUUGGAGACGACUUGAGCGGCAAAGGGACCUGGGAGACCUUUUGAGCACACUACAAUCAUCAUUUGGAGAGGAUAGGGUUGAUGAUAGUAUUUUGCCCAUUGAUGAUGGGGGUUGGCUCACAGUUUUUUUCCUUAUUCGAGUUUUUAGACCUGAAUCCAGUAGAAGGAGCAGCAGUUGGUCUAAUGUAUCUAGAGCUAGAGGCCAACCAAGUUUUAGGAGGAGAACAACCAGACUGUGGGGUGAGAGUUACGAUGGAGAAAUAGGUUCAUCUUCCAGAGAUGAUGAUAAUGAUUCAUCAGAUGACGGAUCAGGCCCGUUGAGGCACCAUGAGCGCGUACUGCGACAGACAACUCCAGAUAAUACACCUUGAUACUUAAUGUAUGUGCUUUUGUUUUGAUUCUCAUGCUCUGAGGAUGGUUGGGUAAACAGGUUUGCUCAAUCUGUGUGUGGCACCAGAUAGCAAUUGGUUACUGCUUCUGUUGCCCUUUUAUUCUCCCAGACGGAAAGAAAGAUGGAGGCUAUUCCUUACUGCCUUUUGUCAUGUGUUCCAUUGAUUCUGGAUCGAUUCUGGUUCGAAUCUUGUAAUUUACUGAACCUCGAGUCAUUUAAUGUCUUUAUUUGGCAGCUCUCGUACUCUACAUAUGUUGCUGCAGUUUCAACUUAGUUUCUCUCUCUCUCUAUAUAUAUAUAUAUUCAACUUUCAAUAAAAAUUACUUUGAUUUCUCAGGGGAA
This is a messenger RNA of Benincasa hispida (wax gourd), 1623 nucleotides long. Its product is annotated as MAP kinase kinase kinase, putative (DUF1644). NCBI's taxonomy places the organism in Eukaryota, Viridiplantae, Streptophyta, Magnoliopsida, Cucurbitales, Cucurbitaceae. The record is from RefSeq and is a predicted model, not a curated record.